AGAGGCGAGACUGUCAUGGUGGCUGUACACACUCGGCGAGAUCCUCUCGCCGAGAGUCUCGACCGAGAGGACCGAGAGAAGAGCGCAGCCUGUACACACUCGUUACGUUAUUUGUAUUUAAAACACCGUUAAUAAUGGACGUGGAAACCGCUGCUGUAACACAUAAUAACCACAGUCAUCGAACAAGUCAUUGAACGAGUGUGUUCAGGUCGCUCUCGUUUUGCUCGCGAGACCCUUUGACUCGUGCGCAAAAAACCGACAGGCGACCGAGAGAGGCGAGACCGACUGCGAGGAAGCGAGGCGAGACGAGAGCUCUACUGUACACUCUCGCCCUCGGCCUGUCUCGGGGUGUCUCGCCGAGUGUGUACAGCUACCAUCAAGUGUUAGACAGUCUCGCAGCGCACUCGAGCUUACUUCAUGCUUAUUAUUUUGUGUGUUUGGCUAGCCAGAGCCUAACUUUGUUCAUUGUUGUUAAUUGUUAGGUGCUGCUCUGUAUGGACGUGCGUGUUUUCUUUUAUUAUGAUGCCGUGAAGUAGCGAUUUGUGUGAUGAACGAAACCGACGAGAUAGUUUCAGCGUUUUUCGCAUCUCCGCAAAGUCAUCAAUCCGAAGAGUUGGAUGAUAACGACGAUGACAUUUGUGACGAAUUUUUAAAAAUAAUUGGUGACUACAAUGAAUCUCUUAAAAACAUCAAACUGCCAGAAACAGUUACACAUGUAUACAAUCCUACCGUCUACGCUAGAGAUACUUUCGAAAUGUAUAUUAGAAAAUUUUGUGGUACAAAAAAGAAGAUAAUGUUCUUUGGUAUGAAUCCUGGUCCAUGGGGAAUGUCACAAACAGGAGUACCUUUUGGAGAAAUAUCUUCAGUCCGUGAUUGGCUUGGUAUAGAAGGAAGUGUUGGAAAGCCGCUAGAGGAAAAUGCUGCCCGCCCAGUUACAGGUUUUGAUUGUACUAGGACAGAGUAUUUGCAGGUCAGUGGCAAAAGAUUUUGGGGUCUAUUCAAAAAAUUGUGUGGUUUUCCAGAAGUUUUUUUUGAGACAAGUUUUGUCUAUAACUAUAUUAAUCAACAAUGGAUGAACAGCAAAGGAUGCAAUAUUACACCAGCUGAUUUCAAAAUGUCACAAAUGGAAUCUCUUUACAAUAUUGGAGAUCUUGUAUUUGCAAAUGUAUUGAGACUGUAUGGAGUUGAAACUGUUGUCGCUAUCGGAAGGUUCUGUUUAGUUAGAGCACAGAAGGCUAUUUCUCAGUAUAUUCUGCUUAAAAAUGUUAAGGUCAUCUACUUACCCCACCCUAGCCCAAGAGUUGUAAACAAUAAUGAUUGGGAGGAGAGAGCAAUUUUAUGCUUAAAAAAUAACAACUUAUUACAAUAUUACUGCAAUGAUGACUUGACAGUACUCCAACAAAAAUCUUAAAUUGAUCUCAAUAUCAAUAUUAAAAAGUGUGUAAAUGCUGCCAAACACAUUUGAAAAAAUUAAAUUACUAAGGAGUCUGUUAAAAUACUCAUACUAUAUUACUAUUGUAAUGUAAUUUUAUUAUAUAAAAUUACAAAUAUUAGUUAUCCUAACAUAAAUGAUAACAUAUUAAAAAAUUAUAUGAUCUCCAAAAGAUUAAAAUAUCUAAAUCUCAUUUUAUGUAGAAUAGUUGUUCUAACUUCUAGUCAUUUAUAGUUUUAUAUUUGUCUGUUCCACCUCUGUAAAUGCCAAUUUCAAAAUUGAUUAAAAAGUGUCUAAAAAUUUGAAGGCUAACUGUCCUGUUGGAUUGAUAUUAUAGAAUAAGAAGUAUUUGUACAUGCAGUUGAAUAUUGUACUUUUUUAUAUUAAAGUUUUCUUAACGUAAGUAACAUAGGUAACUUCAAAUCUUUAGUAUUUUUACCCGUAUAGGAACGAUAAUUCGUAACUAUUUAUUUGUAUAAGAUAGCAUUUGCAAUUUUGCAUAUACAAGACGUGUACUUUGAAGUUUGAACCCUUAUUGUAUCAAUCUGGUUAAAUGAUUAAAUAAU
This is a messenger RNA of Pieris rapae (cabbage white), 1998 nucleotides long. RefSeq names its product single-strand selective monofunctional uracil DNA glycosylase (gene Smug). Gene Ontology annotation, biological process: base-excision repair. Bases 548 to 1411 code for a protein of 287 amino acids. Lineage: Eukaryota; Metazoa; Arthropoda; Insecta; Lepidoptera; Pieridae. The transcript has 6 exons. Gene Ontology annotation, molecular function: oxidized pyrimidine nucleobase lesion DNA N-glycosylase activity; single-strand selective uracil DNA N-glycosylase activity. The record is from RefSeq and is a predicted model, not a curated record.